GCGGCGAUGCGGGCACGCGGCUGGAGGCGCUCGCUUCGGCGGCUGUUGCUGCUACUGGCUCUGUGGGUGCAGGCGGUGCGGCCCAUGGGCUAUUUCGAGCUGCAGCUGAGCGCGCUGCGGAACGUGAACGGGGAGCUGCUGAGCGGCGCCUGCUGUGACGGCGACGGCCGGACGACACGCGCGGGGGGCUGCGGCCACGACGAGUGCGACACGUACGUGCGCGUGUGCCUUAAGGAGUACCAGGCCAAGGUGACGCCCACGGGGCCCUGCAGCUACGGCUACGGCGCCACGCCCGUGUUGGGCGGCAACUCCUUCUACCUGCCGCCGGCGGGCGCUCCCAGCGACCGAGCGCGCGCGCGGUCCCGGACUAGCGGCGACCAGGACCCGGGCCUCGUCGUCAUUCCCUUCCAGUUCGCCUGGCCGCGUUCCUUCACCCUCAUCGUGGAGGCGUGGGACUGGGACAACGACACCACUCCAGAUGAGGAGCUGCUGAUCGAGAGGGUGUCACAUGCUGGCAUGAUCAACCCCGAGGACCGCUGGAAGAGCCUGCACUUCAGUGGCCAUGUGGCACACCUGGAGCUGCAGAUUCGGGUCCGCUGCGAUGAGAAUUACUACAGUGCCACCUGCAACAAGUUCUGCCGGCCUCGCAAUGACUUCUUUGGCCACUACACCUGUGAUCAGUAUGGCAACAAGGCCUGCAUGGAUGGCUGGAUGGGCAAGGAGUGCAAGGAAGCCGUGUGUAAACAAGGAUGUAAUUUGCUCCAUGGGGGAUGCUCCGUGCCUGGGGAGUGCAGGUGCAGCUAUGGCUGGCAGGGCAAGUUCUGUGACGAGUGUGUCCCUUACCCUGGCUGUGUGCAUGGCAGCUGUGUGGAGCCCUGGCACUGUGACUGUGAGACCAACUGGGGAGGCCUGCUCUGUGACAAAGACUUGAACUACUGUGGCAGUCACCACCCUUGUAUCAACGGGGGUACCUGCAUCAAUGCUGAGCCUGAUCAGUACCACUGCGCCUGCCCUGAUGGCUACUCGGGCAAGAACUGCGAGCGAGCUGAGCAUGCCUGUGCCUCCAACCCCUGUGCCAAUGGGGGUUCUUGCCAUGAGGUGCCAUCUGGCUUUGAAUGUCACUGCCCAUCGGGCUGGAGUGGGCCCACCUGCGCGCUUGACAUCGAUGAGUGUGCCUCCAACCCAUGUGCAGCAGGCGGCACCUGUGUGGACCAGGUGGACGGUUUUGAGUGCAUCUGCCCAGAGCAGUGGGUGGGAACAACCUGUCAGCUGGACGCCAAUGAGUGUGAAGGGAAGCCGUGCCUUAAUGCUUUCUCUUGCAAAAACCUGAUUGGCGGCUAUUACUGUGAUUGCCUCCCAGGCUGGAAGGGCAUCAACUGCCACAUCAACAUCAAUGAGUGCCGCGGGCAGUGUCAGCAUGGUGGCACCUGCAAGGACCUGGUGAAUGGGUACCAGUGUGUGUGCCCACGGGGUUUCGGAGGCCAGCACUGCGAGCUGCAACGUGAUGAAUGUGCCAGUAGUCCCUGCCGUGGUGGCAGCAUCUGUGAGGAUCUGGUGGAUGGCUUCCGCUGCCACUGCCCCCGGGGCCUUUCUGGGCCACUCUGUGAGGUGGAUGUUGACCUCUGUGAGCCAAACCCCUGCCUCAAUGGCGCUCGCUGCUACAACCUUGAGGGCGACUACUACUGUGCCUGCUUAGAAGACUUUGGGGGCAAGAACUGCUCAGUGCCCAGGGAGCCGUGCCCUGGAGGGGCCUGCAGAGUGAUUGAUGGCUGCGGGUUCGAGGCAGGAUCCAGAGCUCAUGGUGUGGCGCCCUCUGGAGUAUGUGGGCCCCAUGGGCACUGUGUCAGCCAGCCUGGGGGCAAUUUCUCCUGUGUCUGUGACAGUGGCUUCACAGGCACCUACUGCCAUGAGAACAUCGACGACUGCUUAGGCCAGCCCUGCCGCAACGGGGGCACAUGCAUCGACGAGGUGGAUGCUUUCCGCUGCUUCUGCCCCAGUGGCUGGGAGGGCGAGCUCUGUGACAUCAAUCCCAACGACUGCCUCCCCGACCCCUGCCACAGCCGCGGCCAUUGCUAUGAUCUGGUCAAUGACUUCUACUGUGCCUGCGAUGAUGGUUGGAAGGGCAAGACUUGCCACUCACGUGAGUUCCAGUGCGAUGCCUACACCUGCAGCAAUGGUGGCACAUGCUAUGACAGUGGUGAUACCUUCCGCUGCGCCUGCCCACCAGGCUGGAAGGGCAGCACCUGUACCAUUGCCAAGAAUAGCAGCUGCCUACCCAACCCCUGUGUGAAUGGGGGCACCUGUGUGGGCAGUGGAGACUCAUUCUCCUGCAUCUGCCGCGAUGGCUGGGAGGGCCGCACCUGCACACACAACACCAACGACUGCAACCCACUGCCCUGCUACAAUGGGGGUAUCUGUGUGGAUGGCAUCAACUGGUUCCGCUGCGAGUGUGCGCCUGGCUUUGCGGGUCCUGAUUGUCGUAUCAACAUUGAUGAGUGCCAGUCCUCGCCCUGUGCCUAUGGGGCCACGUGUGUGGAUGAGAUCAAUGGGUAUCGCUGCAGCUGCCCACCAGGUCGAACUGGUCUCCGGUGUCAAGAAGUGGUAGGGUUUGGGAGGUCCUGCUGGUCCCGAGGCACCCCUUUCCCACACGGUAGCUCCUGGGUAGAAGACUGCAACAGCUGCCACUGUCUGGACGGCAGGAGAGACUGCAGCAAGGUGUGGUGUGGGUGGAAGCCUUGUCUGCUGUCUGAUGCCCUGAGUGCCCAGUGCCCACAGGGGCAACAGUGCCAGGAGAAGGCCUUGGGACAGUGUCUUCAGCCACCCUGUGAGGCAUGGGGGGAGUGUGUGGCUGAGGACCCCCUGUCACCCAGCACCCCUUGCCUGCCACGGUCCACUCACCUAGACAACAACUGUGCGCGCCUUACACUGCGCUUUAGUCGUGACCAAGUGCCUCAGGGCACCACUGUGGACGCCAUCUGCUCUGGGAUCCGCGCACUGCCUGCUACAAGGGCAGUAGCCCGUGACCGUCUACUUCUGCUGCUGUGUGACCGUGCAUCCUCAGGGGCCAGUGCUGUGGAAGUGGCUGUGUCUUUCAGCCCUGCACGGGACUUGCCUGACAGCAGCCUGAUCCAGAGUGCAGCUCAUGCCAUUGUGGCUGCCAUCACACAGCGGGGGAACAGCUCACUGCUGUUGGCUGUCACCGAGGUCAAGGUGGAGACCGUGGUCAUGGGAGGCUCUUCCACAGGUCUGCUGGUGCCUGUGCUAUGCAGUGUGUUCAGCAUGCUGUGGCUAACCUGUGUUGUUAUCUGCGUGUGGUGGACACGAAAGCGCAGGAAAGAGCGGGAGAGGAGUCAGCUGCCACGGGAUGAGAGCACAAACAACCAGUGGGCUCCGCUGAACCCCAUCCGCAACCCCAUUGAGCGGCCAGGCAGUGGUGGCCUGGGUGGUGGGGGCCGCAAAGAUGUGCUCUAUCAGUGCAAGAACUUCACGCCUCCACCACGCAGGGCAGCAGAGGCUCUACCUGGGCCAGCUGGCCAAAGGGCUGGCCGGGAGGAUGAGGAGGAUGAGGAGCUGAGCCAUGGAGAUGAGGACUCCCCUGAGGCAGAGAAGUUCCUCUCACACAAAUUCACCAAAGACCCCAGCUGCCCCUUGGGGAGGCCAGCCCUCUGGGCUCCAGGGCCCAAGGUGGACAACCGAGCCAUCAGGAGCACCAAGGAUGUACACUGUGCUGGCAGAGAGUAGAACAGUCACAGUGGGGCCAAGCCCCGAGACCCCUCGCUGGCAACAUGCCCCCAGCUGGACCACAGGAGGCCAAGGCCAUGUGCAUAGUUUCUUUAUUUUGUGUAAAAAAACAACCAAAACCAAAAACCAAAUGUUUAUUUUUUAUGUUUCUUUAAACUUGUAUAAAUUAUUCAGUUACUGUCAGGCAGAAAACAAUGGAGUAUUCUUGGAUUGUUGCUAUUUUUGUAAAGUUUUUGUGUGUCCACGCUCUGUGGCAGGAGAGCAAAGCUGUUGUGUUCUCACCAAAUUGUAUAAUGUUUGUUACCAGAAGUUAUACGCUGUUUACAGAAUCUUCUUUUUUAUUCCUCACUUGGGUUUCUCUGGGGCUCCAGGCCACAGAGCCCAUGAGACCCUUGGCUGUCAGCAUGGCGUAUGGCUCUGAGUGGUACCUGUGGCUGACAGUGUGGCCUGGGCUCUCAGUGGUACCUGCGUUGGCCUGGCUGUGGCUCUCUGUCAGUAGGACUCAAAGCUGUUGUCCUUACUGUGGCUCUUAGUGGGACUUAUGGCUAUCAGCAGGACCCAUGGCUACCAGUGACACCAUGGUCAUUAGAUUGCCUGGCUUAUGGAUGUCAGUGGUGCCCAUGGCUUCCAGUAGCACCAUCAGCUUGGCAUGUGGCUGUCAGUGGUAUUGUGCUUACUAGCUUGUGGCUAUCAGUGGCAUCCCUGGUUGUCAGUAGUACUGGUGGCUACUGGCCUGAACUGUGGCUGUUGGUGAGACCUGUGAUGGUCCAUGUGACAUUGACUUGACAUGGUCCCAGUUGUGGCAUAGUUCAUGGCUGCUGAUGGCUCCUGUGGUUGUCAGUGGGGUUGGAGGGCACCUGUGCGGCUUGAAGCUGGCAGGCAGACCUAGCCUGCACCCUGGCUGGUCCCUCCAGUCUGCUGUCCUUGCUUCCUCCUGGCCAGAACUCUCCAGAGAUCUUCAACUGUGCUUUCAGAAGUGCCCUUCCCAACUGCUCGGUUCCCCCUCCUGGGAUGGUGGCAGUAUUGAAGCUUGUGACAAGUGCCUUCACACAGACUCCCUUUGCAGCUGUCAGCGUUUGCCGUGGGCACCAGGCUGCUGCCCACCUGCCGGCCCCGGCCACCCUCCUCGUGAAAGUGCAUUUCUGUAAAUAUGUACAUAUUAAAUGAAUCACUCUGUAUAUUUGAUUUAAUAACUUAAA
Jaculus jaculus (lesser Egyptian jerboa) is the source of this 4940-nucleotide messenger RNA. RefSeq names its product jagged canonical Notch ligand 2 (gene Jag2). Gene Ontology annotation, molecular function: Notch binding; calcium ion binding. Bases 7 to 3741 code for a protein of 1244 amino acids. Gene Ontology annotation, biological process: cell communication; multicellular organism development; Notch signaling pathway. NCBI's taxonomy places the organism in Eukaryota, Metazoa, Chordata, Mammalia, Rodentia, Dipodidae. The record is from RefSeq and is a predicted model, not a curated record. The transcript is spliced from 26 exons. Gene Ontology annotation, cellular component: plasma membrane; protein-containing complex.